CAAGAUAUCACUUACCCUAGCCUAAUAUUUCACAAAAUAUUCAAUCUGUUAGUACAGUUAUUUCAAUAUUUCUAAAGGAACAUAUUUUACAAGCUAAAUUUACUGUUCGAAAUCGGAGGGGAUAGCUGGAUGAUUGGUUAAGAUGAGUAUCUGGUCUUUUCGCACAUCCCCGAAUACCAGGUUGCGUGGCUCCCUCAUUGAUCUCGGUCGCACCAAUCGCCACACGGACUGCAACUUCAUCAUCGAACAGGAGAAUGGUACUACCAAGUCUUUCCCCUGUCACAGAUUGAUCCUUAGCUGCGCCUCUGAUGUCUUCGACCGAAUGCUUUACGGCGAUUAUAAUGAGUCUGCCACUGGAGAAGUGCGACUGAACGAUGUGGGUGCGGAUAUUUUCGAGAAGUUCAGGGACUACGUCUACGGCUAUGAGUACGACAAGCUGCAGAAGUACGACUUUGAUACUCUGAUACGUCUCUGCGAGUUCGGCAACAAAUACCUGGUGCACUCCCUUGAGGACGACUGUGUGAGGGAGCUACUGGUGCGCAAGGACUCCUUCGACAUGGGGGAGUUACUGCGAAUAUUCGCUUGUGCCCAUCGCAUGAAUAAGAAAUCACUCAUAGAUCAGAUGUCCUGGGAGCUGAAAAGCACCUUCAGGAGCACUUUAGACCACUCGGUCGUCUACGAAUUCACCUGCGAUGUCUUUAAGCACUAUAUUGAAGUGAUUGCUGGAAAACUUUCCGAGGCUGAUCGUUUUCGGCUGCUGGAAAUGUAUCUGAAAUAUAAUGGUUUUGAAGCAUCUGAGAACUUGAGUCAGGUGGAAAACGUGCAAAAUUCCGAAUCGGAACUACCUUCAACCAGUUGCCUGCCGCUGGAGAAUGGAUGCAGUUCAUCAAACCCAAUCAAGGAGGAGGCCAAGAGGCCAAACUAUGUGAGAGAUCUGCUUGGCCUUAUUGAUUUUGGCAAUCUCACGCCCAAGGAGUUCUACGAGGGUCCCGGCAAGUCCAGUUUUCUCAGCCUGACCCAGAAGUACGAGCAUAUGUAUCAAAUCGCCCGGAACUGCGUUGUGGCCAAGGAGGAGCUCCAGCUGAAGGUGGGAUCGCCCACGGAGCAGACUCCUCUCCUUUCCGAGUCACGGCGUAUAGUCACCCUGGGAGGAACCUUGAUACGCGAGGAGCCAACAACCACUUCGCUGUCCUCGCACUAUUCUCCCCGAUCCAGCCGACGAUUCCGCACCUGGUCGGCACACUGCGACAUCUGAUCUCGGAAUUAUACAAACAUUCUUGUUUCGCAACCAAAAUAUAUUUAGUACAAAAUUCGA
Messenger RNA from Drosophila suzukii, 1315 nucleotides. RefSeq names its product kelch-like protein 41a. Gene Ontology annotation, biological process: neurogenesis. The record is from RefSeq and is a predicted model, not a curated record. Gene Ontology annotation, molecular function: protein binding. Gene Ontology annotation, cellular component: cytosol. Lineage: Eukaryota; Metazoa; Arthropoda; Insecta; Diptera; Drosophilidae.